Caenorhabditis auriculariae is the source of this 1632-nucleotide messenger RNA. The record is from the annotation of a GenBank genome assembly. Lineage: Eukaryota; Metazoa; Nematoda; Chromadorea; Rhabditida; Rhabditidae.
AUGCCCGAGGUUUUGCGCCACGUUACGUUCAGUGGACGGCUUGUGAUGCCCAAAAAAGAUGCCUUGCAGCAGAAUUGGCGUGACAACAUAAUAAAAGUUUGUUUUUAUAUUUUUUGUGCUAGUUUUCAAUAUAAUACCAUCAGGCGUUGAUUUACAUGGUUCUUGACAUUUCUAUUGUGCUUGCUGUGUCUAUUAUGCUUUUUUAUUGGUUUGCCGGGUGAGUGUCUCUGAAUUGAUUCAAUUUAUUUUCAAUUUUUCUAGAAAAGCUGUUGCCCCUUACCAACGUCCAUUUCCAUGUGGUGACGACUCAUUGAAAAGACCAUUCAAGCCAAAUACUGUCGGACUAAAGGUUUAAGCUAUAAUCACAUUACUUCAAGUAAACUGGGAGUUCAGCAUUUGUUGGCCAUUUCGCUUGGCUCACCAUUUUUUGUCAUUGUGAUCGUGGAAGGGAUAUUGUUCUAUAAAUCACUUGUAAGUUGUACCUAAAUAGUGCAGGUAUAUCAUUUGAUUCCAGGGCAUCAAUCGGCUCUCCAAGUUUUUCGCAACGACGACUUUGGUUUAUAUGAAGUACCUGCUGACGUAUGCCCUGUGUACUUUUAUCAUGGAAUACCUUAAGUGCAGGUGCGUGUAGUUUCUAUAAUUUAACUGAAAAAUUUUUUGCAGUGUUGGCCGCAUGCGUCCUCAUUUCGUGGAAGUUUGCAAUCCUGAUUGGAAAAACAUCAAAUGCGACUCUUUGGAUAAAAUCAUCCAGCGUUGGUUUUUUACCUAAGUUUUUUGAAUGGAUAGUUCGAUCAAUUAAUCCUGAAAAAAGCGGGAAGAAAAUUUCUUAAGCUUGCCAGAAAAGCGUUUUUUUCAAGGAAUUAUUAUUUUAAUUAUUAUUCUAAUUAGGAAAUCUUCCUAUUAAAGAUACAUUUUACAGCGGAAGACAUGAUUUGCACCAAUCCCGACAAACAUCGCAUUCGUACUGCACGCACAUCUUUCCCUUCAGGACACACUGCUGCUGCUUUCCAUCUUCUCAUUUUCCUUUUUAUUUAUCUCAACAGGUAAUACAUACCUAUUAAACAAAAAUAUGUGUAUCUUCAAUUUUUAACUUCAGAAUGAGUUCUCACACUCGUGUUGCUGAAAUUUCGUUUUUCCGUUGGCUAGUUCUUCCCACCUACACUGUUUGGACACUUUUUACUGCGAUUACACGUGUCACCGAUUUUUGGCAUUUCCCGACAGACGUUUUGGGUUAGUCGUCUUUUAAAAGUUUGAAAUACCACCGACUCUUUGUGCUUUUUGAUUAGCACAUGACAAAAAAAUAUUAAAAACCCCAGUCGGAUAAAAUUGGAAAAAAAGGAAAAAAAUUGAAAUAAAAAUUUUUUUGAUUCUUUUUUUCAUUUUUCGAACUUUUGUUGAGUUCGGUCCGAUCAAUUUUUGAAGAGCCGAAGGAUGAGCCCAAAUCUUUUUUUGUGGGGGAAAAAGAUUUUUUUAAACUCUGCUGUUAAAAAAAUUAACUAAAAAGAUUUUUAAGGGGGAAUUAUUUUGGCUGCCUGCUGCGUGAUCCCGGUCUUUUUCACUUCCUGGCGCUCAACUUCUGAAAUCUACGCCCCGAGAGACAUCGUGCCUGACGACUCCAUCAAACUCGACUAA